AAACAGCUUUAUGGGGCGGUUCCAAGUUUAGAAUCCCCAUUUCAGGUCAUUCCAAUUUCCAAGAGAGCCAAGACAGACAAACAGACGUAACGUUUUCUUCCAAGUGAAGAGAGAGAGAGCGAGAGAGAGAGAGAAAGAAUUCCACAGUUUUUGUGCAUAUCCAUGGCAGACCACCCCGAUGAUUUAGACCAACUGCUCGAUAGUGCUUUGGAUGACUUCCAAAACCUUAACCUCAAGCCUUCUGUCCAAAGUGAUAAAGAAUCUAUAGAGACCAAGCAAGAAGAGCCACCCGCUUUGCCCUCAGGGGUUCAAGGACUUGGCAUGGGCUUGCCUGACUUGAGAAGCAAGAAAAAGGGUAAGCAAAAGGUUUCCAAGGAGUCCCAUGUUUCUGAGGCGCUUGACCAGCUCAGAGAGCAGACUAGGGAGGCUGUCAAGGGGCUUGAGUCGGUGCCUGGUGCAAAACCCGCCGGAGGAGAUCCUAUGAUGGAGGAUUGGGUCAAGCAAUUUGAGGAGCUUGCUGGCUCUCAGGACAUGGAAUCUAUUGUGGAGACCAUGAUGCAGCAGCUUUUGUCUAAGGAGAUUCUUCAUGAUCCAAUGAAGGAGAUAGGAGAAAGAUAUCCAAAGUGGUUAGAAGAUCAUAAAGCAAGCUUGAGCACAGAAGAUUAUAAUCGUUUCUUCCACCAAUAUGAACUCAUAAAAGAUCUUAAUGAAGUUUAUGAAAAUGAUCCUACUAACUUCAACAAGAUUGUUGAGCUCAUGCAGAAAAUGCAGGAAUGUGGCCAACCACCAAAUGAUAUUGUCCAAGAGCUUGCUCCUGAUUUUGAUUUAGCUAGUCUUGGACAGAUAUCUCCAGAGAUGCUUGAGUCCCAGCCAAAUUGUUCCAUAAUGUGAGGCCAGGUCUUCCAUCUUGUAGCAUGUCCCUCUUGCUGUUUAGUUUAGCUAUGGAUAUAUUUAUUUUUUAAACAUUGUGAGAAAUAAAUUGGUUUCACCUAGAUUACGAUUGCUUUAUUCUCUCAGAAUUAGAUGAUGAGAUGUUCAAUUUCAGGGCUUCAGCAUUGAUUCAUUGCAAAA
This is a messenger RNA of Quercus robur (English oak), 1071 nucleotides long. Its product is annotated as peroxisome biogenesis protein 19-1-like. The coding region runs from base 163 to 891 and encodes 242 amino acids. Gene Ontology annotation, cellular component: peroxisomal membrane; peroxisome. NCBI's taxonomy places the organism in Eukaryota, Viridiplantae, Streptophyta, Magnoliopsida, Fagales, Fagaceae. The transcript has 5 exons. Gene Ontology annotation, biological process: protein import into peroxisome membrane. The record is from RefSeq and is a predicted model, not a curated record.